AUGAAUUUUAUCGGUCAUAUGUUCACAAAGAGACGGAAAAUGGAUGAAAAAUAUCAACAACCAGGUUCUUCCCGCUUUAGAAAUUAUGCACCACGUGGUAAUAGGCAUCAGUCUAAAGCAGGAUCAAACAACUUAAACAACAAUAAAAGGAAAGAGUCACAAUUUAACAUUCAAGCGCAACCAUCGUUUGUUCAUCCUUCAGGGAACACUGAUUCAGGCGCACAACCGUCACCUAGAAAUAUUAAGAAUGUAAGAUCAAGGAGGCCCACCGGCCAUAGAACAAACGAAGAUCAGUCUCAAAAUUAUAGGAACAAGAUGGGCUUUCUAAUGUUGGAGCAAUUAGCCAAUUCAGAUACAAAAGACAUUCUUACAAAUUUGAACCAAAAAAAAGUAGCAUUUUUUAAUCUCUUAGAGUCGCCUAUUGAUCGUCCAGAUGUAUUUAUAUUGAUAAUGAAUCUGAUAUCGAAGAUAUGUAAUUCAUCAUUUGAUCAAAUAAAGUUAAAGUUUCUUUUGGAGAUAUCUAAUUCACCAUUCAUCGCAUAUUUGCGAAACUAUUUGAUGGAUCUUCCAUAUGCUGAAAAUAAAGCAACUAACAAAUUGUACUGGAAAAAUGAAACUGAAUUUUGGAAGAAUUUUAUUACGUUUUGUGAAUGUAUCACUUUAGUAUCUCCGUCGACAGCAUUGAACAAAUGCAGAUCUCUUAUCGAGGCGAGUUCGAAAUGCUGCUUAGAUGGACUUAAAGAUAGACAUAAUUUUGAAUUACCUGAAGCAGAGCAGUACAAAUUGACCAAGUUACGAGAGACGCUAAAGGCUUGUGAAGAAGAAAAAAAUAAUGUUGAAAAACAAAAUCGCAAACGUCCCAAUGCGAAUGAGGAACACGAGCCUCCCGAAAAUUUCAGGGAGCUAAGUAUAAUACCGAGACGCGAAGAUUUGAUCAACACCCAGCCAUUUCUUCGAGCUAAUAUUGUAAAGGGUUGUUAUCGAGAUGUAGAACACUAUCUUGACGUACAGUUCAGGUUACUUCGAGAAGAUUGUUUUGGACCUCUCCGUGAUGGAAUAAUUCAAUAUAUACAACACCCCACAAAACAUAAAUAUGAUAAUAUAAGGGUGUUUCGUAACGUGACUUUCGUAGGGCCUUACGUUUCAAAACAGAAAAUUGGCUCAAUUAUAGAGCUUGACGAAAGUACUAAAAAAAAAUUUAAAAAAAUUAGAUGGUCUCAUAACAAGAGAUUUAUUUUUGGCUCGCUAGUAUUAUUAACAAAAGAUAAUUGCAAUUCAUUUAUUGUGGGAACGAUAUUGGAUAGAGAUGAGAAGUAUUUAAACGAUGGAAAGAUACCGAUAUCGAUUGUGGACAUAGUUAUUGGAGAAGAAUUAUACAACGGUGAUCGUUAUACUAUGAUUGAAAGUGACGUAUAUUAUGAACCAUAUCAUCAUGUUCUUAAGGCUUUGCAAGAUCCUACCUUUCCGCAACAUAUUGCUAUGAAGAAAUACAUAGUUGAUGUGGACCCAGAACCUACUUAUCCCUCGUAUGUAAAUGAAGAUACGAUAUUCCGGACGGAUAGACUAUCAUUAGAUUUAUUGCACGAGCCAGUUUCGUUCACAGUAAAGGACUUAACUACAUGGCCUACAAGUAAUGAAUUGGAAUUAAAUGACAGUCAGUAUGAAGCUUACAAAACGGCUCUAACUCACGAGUUUGCGGUAAUCCAGGGGCCUCCAGGAACAGGAAAAACCUAUUUAGGAGUAAAAGUAGCCAAAACAUUACUGGAGAGCAUAUCUCGUGUCGGAUGUACGCUUCUACUUGUAUGUUACACGAAUCACGCCUUAGAUCAAUUCUUGGAAGAAAUAUCAAAAAAAACUAACUCUAUUGUUCGCAUUGGAGGUCAAUCUAAGAAUGAAGUAAUGGAAAAAUAUAAUUUAAACACUUUAAGAAAAAACAAUGUACUACCCCGAGCAACGUCCAGGCUAUAUAUGGAAGAAAGGCAAAAUUUAAGGAAUUUGGUAUUACAACUACAAAGAGCUCAAGAACAAAUGGAUUCCAUUCUCCAUUAUAUUUUGAGUUACAGUUGUAUGAAAAGAUAUGUUCCGCAACUUAGUGAAAUUGCUGAUAAAUAUAAAAGAAUCAUUCAAAGUGGAAAAGACCCUUUAUGUUAUUGGUUAUUCGAAUAUUUAGAAUAUGACCUCGACGAACCAAUUUUACUUGAUCAAUCACAAAAUGUUGAAAACGUAGAAAAUAUUAAUUUAAAUAUAGACGAUGAUGGUGAUAAUCAAGCUCCAGUAUUAUUAGAUGAUUUAGAAAUAAACUUUGACGAGGAUGUCGAAGGGGAUUAUACUGAAGCAUUUUCAAUCAAAGAAGCUGAAGGGAAAUUAAAACGUUUGAUUCCGUGUUACAUUCGCAGUAACGAUCCAAAGGAAAAGCAUGACCUACGUUUAGAAAUCGCUGUUCUUAGGGGACGAAUAAGAUUGUUUAACCAAAUGAAAAGUCUCUACCUUCUAGAGCACCGAGAAUAUCCAGCUAAUAUAGAAAAUUUCUCAAAUUUACCACAAGUCGAUCGUUGGAUGUUGUAUUUCAGUUGGACAAAAUUUGUAAUAAAUGGCCUCAAAGACGAAAUCAAACCAUUAAAGGAAGCCCUGGCAACUGCUAAUUCAGCAUAUGAAGAGGCUAGAAUGAUUAUGGAUAUAGAGUUGUUGAAAAAUAUAAAAGUCGUGGGUAUGACUACCAGUGGGGCUGCUAGGCUGAGAAAAUUACUUCAGGCUUUAGCCCCUCCUAUUGUUAUUGUGGAGGAGGCUGCAGAAGUGUUGGAACAGCACAUUGUUACGUCUCUUACAAAAAACUGUCAACAUGUAAUUCUAAUAGGGGAUCAUCAGCAGCUUAGACCGUCGGCGGCAUACAUGCGUUUAGCAAAGGCUUUUAAUAUAGAAGUAUCAUUGUUCGAGCGUAUGAUAAUGAACUCCAUGCACAGCCGGCGCCUCGCGGUGCAACACCGCAUGCGCCCUCAGAUCGCGGCGCUGAUCUCCCCACACAUUUACCCGGAUUUGAUUAAUCACCCGUCGGUAAACCAUUUCCCCGACGUACGCGGCAUCACAGCUAAUCUUUUCUUCUUCACUCACACUUACAAAGAAGAGUAUGUAGAAGACGGUACUAGUAAAACAAACCAAAAAGAAGGAGAUCUCAUUCUUCGUUUGGCAAACUACAUAAUGCAGCAAGGUUACGAACCUGAAGAUGUCACAAUUUUAGCGGCGUAUUCUGGCCAAAUGUUUUAUAUGAGAAAAGAAAGGCCGAACUACGCGUUUUUAUCAAAAGUAAAAAUUACGGUAGUUGACAACUAUCAGGGCGAAGAGUCGAAAAUAAUAUUACUAUCCCUUGUGAGGAAUAACGAUCAAAAUAAAAUUGGAUUUUUGGGGACACCAAAUCGUAUUUGUGUUGCGCUAUCCAGAGCUCGAGAAGGCUUUUAUAUAUUUGGUAACAUCGAUAUGUUAAAGAAAAACUCAGAACUGUGGACUAAAAUCGCCGGUACCUUAGAGAACCAAGGAGCUCUCGGAUCAAGCAUACGACUCAAAUGUGAAAACCAUGCUGGUCAAAUAACAAAUAUUUCAUCGUCAGUAGACUUUGAAAAAGUACCCGAAGGUGGCUGUCUUUUAAAAUGUAACUAUACCCUGCCAUGCCUCCACUUGUGCCCACUUGUAUGUCACGGCUACGACAGAGGGCAUUCCAAAUAUAAAUGUCCAUUUAAAUGUGAGAGGAUUAUCUGUGAUCUUUCUCAUGUAUGUCCAUUAAAGUGCCAUGAAGCAUGUAAACCAUGUAGGCGAUUGGUCGAGAAAAAAUUGCCAUGUGGGCACAAGAAGAAUGUGUUCUGUCACCUGGACCCGGAUUCUGCAACAAUAACGUGCCUAACCCUGGUUUCAGCAAAGCUGCCUAGUUGUGGACAUGAGAUAAAGAAGCCCUGUUACGUAGACAUGAACAAAGUAUCGUGUCCAGUGCCGUGCGAGUUCCGCGUGGAGCGCUGCGGACACAUGUGCGUGCGCAAGUGCCAUGUCAACGACGACCCCGAUCAUGAAAAAUACCUAUGCCAAAAACCCUGCAUAAAACGUAAAAACAAAUGCACUGCGAAUGCGGAAGACGAACUAGGGAAUCACCAGUGCAACAAAAGAUGUUAUGAAACAUGCGAUGACUGCAAUGUUCAAGUUAUAAAAAAAAGAGAAUCAUGCAAACACAAAGAGCGUGUGGCUUGUUCCGAAAAUCCAGAUAAGAAGCCUUGUCUUAAGAAAUGUGCGAGGAAGCUGGCUGAAUGCGAGCAUUUCUGCAAGAAAAAAUGCUUCGAAACCUGUGGAGAUUGCAAUGAAAAGGUAGUGAAAAAGAUCCCAGAAUGUGGACAUGAAAUCAAAGUGGAGUGUAGAAUUCAAGCCACCAAAGCGCUAUGUGCAAAAAUGUGUGAACGAACACUAUCGUGUGGUCACCCCUGCCGCCAGCCUUGUAAUCAGCCCUGCGAUGAAAAGAAAUGCACUGAACUGAUUCCUAACCUUUUUGAUUCUCCGUGUGGCCAUAAAGUAAAACUUCCUUGUAAUGCUCAUUCUGCAAAUUCUCAAAGAUUAUUGAAGCCGUUGGAGGUGAUGCAGCACUGCCGGGCGGCGUGCGGCGCCGAGCUGGCGUGCGGGCACGCGUGCGCCGGCGACUGCGCGCGCUGCCGCCGCGGCCGCCUGCACGCGCCCUGCACCCGCCGUUGCAGUCAAAUCAAUAUCUGCGGACACGACUGCGAGGAGCCUUGCAGCCAGGUAUGUCCACCGUGCAAAAAGAAGUGCGAGAUUCAGUGCGAGCACUCGCGAUGUCCGCGCAGCUGCGGCGCGCCCUGUAUACCGUGUCAGGAACCUUGCACGCGUGCGUGCAGGCACGGGCGCUGCUCGCGGCGCUGCGGCCAGCCGUGCUCGGUGGCGGCGUGCCGCGCGCCGUGCGCCGCGCGCCUCGCCUGCGGCCACGCCUGCCGCGGCCUCUGCGGCGAGCGCUGCCCCGACAUCUGCAACGUCUGCCGACCCGAACAGUUCCCCACCGACUUCCUCGGGGAUCAAUUCGACGACGACGCUCUAUUUGUCGUCUUAAAGGACUGUGGACACGUAAUGGAAUUUGAAACUUUAGAAACUCUGAUGAACAGCGAAAGUGAAUCUAUUUCACUUCGUGCCUGUCCCACUUGUCGCAAGCCAAUUAUUAACACUCAUCGCUACAAAGAUAAAGUGAAUGAACAGUUUAAGACUGAUAUAAAUCCAAUAAAGGAACGCGUCUUUGGAACUGAAAAACAAAUUGCAGCUACCAAGUUACAGCUUACUGAAAAGAUCUUGUCUCUCCGCAAAACAGCUAUAUACAAAGAUAUAUUAUUCUCGGACUGGAAAAAGGCUCAUGAUAAGAUAUUCCCCUAUACAAACAUAAAAAGAAAAAAUUCAUUGUUGCAACUAAAUUUGUACUUCAUAUAUCUUGAUAUACUUGAAUUGCUAUCUGAAGUUUAUAAUAAAUUUACUUCAGCUAAGUUAAACGAGCUGCAGACCGAUCUUAUAGAAGAAAAUUCUGUAAUAUGCAAAGUCCUUAUCAAUAACGUGCAAAAGUUGAGUCAACAGCAACAGGAAGACAUAUCGAAUGAAAUAAAACGUAUGAACUCAAUUGUUCAAUUUUCUAAAAUUCUUAGCCACCCUACAUAUAUAAUUAAUAAGACUAAUGCCGAUGUACAAAAGGCAAUGCAGACCGCGCAUCAGGCCAUUUUGGGGUGGGGCAAAUUCAAUGAAGAUAUUGCUGUUGAAUCUUUGAAGAAUAUGCAAAAAGUUGUAAAACUCACCGGGAUUAUUACAAAACAAGAAAUAGACUUAAUUAUUAGAGCGAUUGGAGCUAAAGCAGGGUCAUGGUAUAAGUGCCCGAACGGCCAUUUCUAUCACAUUGAUAGGUGUGGAGGAGCGAUGGAAGUAGGCAAAUGUAAUGAAUGUAAAGCUUCCAUUGGAGGACGAAACCACACGUUACUUUCAAGUAACAGACAUGCGCCUGAAAUAGAUAAUUCAAGAUAUGCAGCGUGGUCACAAGAGGCUAACAAUAUGGCGAACUUUGAUUUAGAUAAUUUACUU
Molecule: messenger RNA, 6096 nt
Organism: Brenthis ino (lesser marbled fritillary)
Lineage: Eukaryota; Metazoa; Arthropoda; Insecta; Lepidoptera; Nymphalidae
Source: the annotation of a GenBank genome assembly